This is a messenger RNA of Prunus avium (sweet cherry), 1468 nucleotides long. Its product is annotated as protein LATERAL BRANCHING OXIDOREDUCTASE 1-like. NCBI's taxonomy places the organism in Eukaryota, Viridiplantae, Streptophyta, Magnoliopsida, Rosales, Rosaceae. The record is from RefSeq and is a predicted model, not a curated record.
CUUACAAACAAAAACUAAUCAGAGACCAUUUAGAGCUUGCAUAUCUGUUCUAUCAGAUCCUGGGUGUUUAGCAAUUAAGAGUUAGAUUUACGGAGAUGGGUUCAAACCCCGAUGCACGGACUUAUGGCUCAUCUCUUCCAGCACCAAAUGUUCAAGAAAUAGUAAGGAGUGACCCUUUGCUGGUCCCUGAAAGAUACCUUAUUAGGAAUGAAGAAGACUUGCCAAAGUGUGGAGAUCAUAUGAGUCAAAGUCAUCUUUCUUCUGAGGUUCCUAUCAUUGAUUUCUCUCUGCUCUCAAAAGGGCACAAGGAGGAGCUUAAGAAACUUGACCUGGCUUGCAAAGAAUGGGGAUUUUUUCAGAUGGUAAAUCAUGGAGUGGCAACAGAAGUGUUGCAGGCCAUGAAGGAUGCUGCGGCUGAGUUCUUUGAGCUUGAGUUGGAAGAGAAGAAUAAGAUUGCUACGGCACCAGAGGACAUACAAGGCUACGGGCAUACCCAUGUGGUCUCAGAAGAGCAAAUACUGGACUGGUCUGACUCACUGAGUCUCUUUGUUUACCCGUCCCGGUAUAGAAUGCUCAAGUUUUGGCCAACCACACCAAAGGAAUUCAAGUUAAUUGAGGUGUAUUCUAGCGAAGUUAAAAAAGUUGGAGAGGAGCUCCUAAGGUCUCUAUCUAUAAUUAUGGGGAUGGAGAGGGACACUCUUCUUGGACUUCAUAAAGAGUUGCUCCAAGCUUUGCGGGUGAACUACUAUCCUCAAUGUUGCAUGCCUGAUAAAGUACUAGGUCUAAGUCCUCACUCGGACAAAACCUCAAUAACAAUACUUAUGCAAGAAGACAAUGCGACCGGGUUACAAAUUCGACAAGCAGGAGAAUGGGUUCCGGUGAAACCAAUUCCAAACGCUCUCGUUGUGAAUGUUGGAGAUGCUAUUGAGAUAUGGAGUAAUGGGAAGUACAAGAGCAUUGAACACAGAGUUGUGACAACCGAAAGUAAGGCGAGAUUGUCAUAUGCGUCAUUUUUUUUGCCAAAUGACGAUGUGGAAGUUGAACCAUUUGAUUACAUGGUGGAGUCGACAGGGUCCGUUCGGAUGUACAAGAAAGUCAGAUUUGGAGAUUAUCUGAGGCAAGCGUUUAAGAAGAAAAACGAUGGGAAGGCACACAUUCAGAUGGUAAAGAUUGAAAAAUUAAAACCAAGCCUUCCAUCAUAAUUGAGUUAUAAGUUUCUUAUAUUUUCUACACUAAAAACGUUUAUGUAACUAUACAUGCAUAUGCAUUUGAUAGGACCUUCACCCCUCAAGAUCACAGAAUACUAUCCCAUUUCCUUGUAAUAGCUUAGAUUCAUUUUCCGUAAAGUUAGGAAGGCCGUUAUCCUCCUUCCAGCUGGCUAGCCACAUGUCUAGGCUAGUGGAAUUGUAUAAGUACUCAGUAGUCGAGUACAGAGGUUUUCUUAUGAAUGAAAAUGUCCUUCUUUUAA